AUGCCUGGAAGGAGGCGCCACGGCAAGCAGCACAACAAAGAGACGCAGCAGCAGCAGGAACAACGGCAGCGAUGCGAGCAAGUGCAACAACCGCAAACGCAGCAUGAAUUGCAGCAGCCGCAGUUGCACCAACAAAAUGGGCGGCAGCAAGAGCUGCCAAACGUGACAGCUACGGCCAGCACUGCAGGUGGCAUGGAAGAAGAAGUGCAGCGGCGGCUGCAUAUUUGUAGCGCCAACGCUAUAGAUAUAUCCGUAGCCCAGAUGUUUGCUAAGGGCCCUGAGGGCACUCCCGUUCUUAUUCGCUGCACCGGCACACAGGCGGGCUCGUGGCGCAGGCUUUUGUACAUAGCGGAGGUGCCUCAGAAAGAAGCUGGCUCCCCUUUAGAUAAAUUCUGUUACAAGGAGACCUGGGGUGAGCAGCUGGCGCAGCACUCUCGAGGAGUGGCUUCUUUUGUGCCUGAUGGGUCUGGCAUCAUCUGCACGGAGCUGCCGCCUGAACCAUACAGACUGGGUUUGAGGUUCUGCGUAAACAGGCGCUCUGCUGUGUUCUUGGCCUCAUUCCCAGUGGGGGGUGUUGGUGGAGCCCUGCGCAACAUCGGCCCUCAAGAAAAUGGCCAGCAGAAGCCCUUGCAGGCGUCGUGGGUGCGCGUCUCCGGGGACGAGGACUGGGCUGCUUGGAACCCACGAGUUUGCGAGUCCGCUGCGGCGUUGCAGGGGCCGCUGCUGAGCUUUGAAGUCGCCUACUUGGCGCUGGCAGAUGACCCUCAAGAGACGAGGCCCCAUUUCGGAAACGCCCGCCUCCGUGUUGCAACGCUGGCGCGGGAUGGCGUGAGGGCCCCAUGGGUCGUGACAGGUCGCCGAACAGUUGUCAGUGUCAGUCCGUGCCUCCAUGAUGGCCCCCGUGCACAGCAGCUGCAAGCCAAGGAGAAAUUGAACUUUACAGGACAGCACGAGGAGGGGUCCCUCCUGUCUUCUCUGGGAAACUGUAUUUGCGUGGCGGGGCCCUUGCGGGGGGGCGGGCUACCAAGAACCCCUCAACUGCGCACCUUCCAGGGCCUCGCCUGUUACCAGCUUCCCCCCUGGAGGAGCCGUGGGUUCCUUCUGGCAAACACUCUCAUUGGUUGCCGCCAGGCAGUCGUUGCGGUCUGUACAGGCACUGAAGCUACCGGCCUGGGAGUGAGGCGGGUGCAGUUUGAAUGCGUCAACGGCCCCAAUACGCCUGCAGACGUAAAGGUAGCAGCAGCAGCAGCAGCAGUAGGAGACGUGCUGCUACGAGAUAGUUGGGGACUCUGGCUGCUUGUCCAGGCAAGCAGCCCAGUACAUGCACCCGUGUUGGUCGUUGCUAAGAUAAAAGAUCAGACAGUGCUGGACGAACCACAAGACCAAACCGACCCCACAGGACCUCCCCUCAUCGCCGAACUCGUUGAUGCUUUCUCCCUGAGAGGGGGGCCGGAGGGGGCCUUUAAUGGAGUGAGGGGCCAGCAGCAACAGCAGCAGCUGCAGCUGCUGCUUACUGCUUCCUGGGGCGAAUUGUUGGGGUCAUUCUCGCGUGACGUACUGUUCGAGAAUUUCUGUGGCGUGAAGAAGCUGCAGCUCCAUAUGGCGACUCUGUCGCUAUAUCACUUGGAAGCUCAACGUCACUGGCUGAUCCGCCUCGGGAAGCCCCCCAAGGGCCCAGCGGACCCGAGCCUUGCGGUGCUUAUCCAUGGGGGCCCCCAUUCUUGCGCGAGCUGUACGUACAGCCGGGACGUUCUCUUUCUUACAACCUUGGGCUUCGACGUGCUGGCGGUUAACUACCGAGGUUCUGCGGGGUUCGGCCAGGAGGAGUUGCUAUCGGUGCACGAGUUUAUGGUCAAGGGGUUUGCUCCCAAAUUGCAACACAGCGUUGCUUCGCAGUGGGCACAGGAUUUCGUGUUCCCGGUGUCGUGUGGAGAAGAUUUUGCCUUCUCAAAGACACCCUCUGAGGCGUCUCUGCAGCAAAUGCAGCGGCUAUCUCCGACGGAGUUCGUCAGUGCUGUACAGACGCCUCUCCUCCUUGCCGUUGGCGGUAAAGACCAGCGCGUGCCUCCUUCGCAAGGGCUUCUCUUCUGGCGGCUACUCAAUGCCCAGGGGAAGAAAAACAAGUUGCUGUGGUACCCGGAAGACAACCACAGCCUGGACGGCCCGGCGGCGGACGCGGAUUUCUGGGCCAACACGGGCGUUUGGUUUUUGAAGCAUCUGCAGCAGGUUUUGCUGCCUCCUUUGUAG
Eimeria maxima is the source of this 2247-nucleotide messenger RNA. Its product is annotated as acylamino-acid-releasing enzyme, putative. Bases 1 to 2247 code for a protein of 748 amino acids. Gene Ontology annotation, biological process: proteolysis. Gene Ontology annotation, molecular function: serine-type endopeptidase activity. Lineage: Eukaryota; Apicomplexa; Conoidasida; Eucoccidiorida; Eimeriidae. The record is from RefSeq and is a predicted model, not a curated record. The transcript has 13 exons.